AUGGAGCUGCAUCUGUUUGUCCUGCUGCUUCUUUAUGCAGCAAACAGAACAAAUGGAGGGAAUAUUUUGGUGUGGUAUACCGAUGGAAGUAACUGGAUUAAUAUGAAGCCGAUUCUGGAGACACUGGUCGCUAGAGGACAUCAGGUGACAGUUUUAGCAACAAACGCAUCUACGUUCAUGAAGAGCACUGAACCCUCUGGAUUCCAGUACGAACACUUUAACAUCUCUGUCUCAAUGGAAUGGAAACGGAAGCUUAAUGAGGAGUUCCUUCAGUUCUCCAUGUACGAUGUGGAUCACAUGAGCUACUAUCAGAUUUACAACAGAUUUGUCAGUUUUAUGAGGACUAACAUGAGUUUUUUCCUGAAAUUCUUGGAUGGAGUGGUAAAAUCAGAGCACAUGAUGGAGAAGCUGAAGAAGGGAAAGUACGACCUCCUUUUUGCUGAUCCAAUCUACCCUGGCAGUGACCUCAUUGCUGAUAUUUUGGGGAUCCCUCUUGUUUUUUCUUUGCGGUUUUCCUUAGCUCAUAACUGGGAAAGGAUGUGUGGUCAGCUACCUGCUCCACCUUCUUUUGUCCCUGGAGCUCUGAGCAAACUCACAGACAAGAUGGACUUUUCAGAGAGAUUGUGGAACGUUCUCUUCUACACUCUGCAGGAUAUCAUUGUACAUAACUUUAUGUGGAAAGAACUGGAUAAAUACUAUUCCAGCAUCAAAGGUACACCUGUCAGUGCCUGUAAGAUUAUGGGUAAGACAGCCAUCUGGCUUCUGAGAACCUACUGGGAUUUUGAUUUUCCUCGUCCAUUUCUCCCCAACUUUAAAUUUGUCGGAGGGAUGCACUGCAGACCAGCUAAACCUUUGCCAAAGGAUAUGGAAAGAUUCGUCCAAAGCUCUGGAGAUGCUGGGAUCGUGGUCUUUUCAUUAGGAUCUAAGGUCAAGAACCUGACCACAGAAAUGACGACCAUGAUAGCGUCGGCCCUCGCUCACAUUCCCCAAAAGGUGGUGUGGCGAUACAGUGGAGAGAAACCGAAAACUCUGGGUUCAAACACAAGAAUUUACGACUGGAUUCCACAAAAUGACCUGCUAGGUCAUCCAAAAACAAAAGCUUUCGUUACUCAUGGCGGAACAAACGGGAUAUAUGAGGCCAUCUACCACGGCGUUCCCAUGGUGGGGAUCCCGUUGUUUGGUGACCAGCCAGACAACAUGGUGCACAUGGAGGCUAAAGGAGCUGCAGUUACAGUAAAACUAAACAAAAUAACAGCCGAGAGCCUGAGAGAUGCUGUCAGUACUGUCAUCAAUGAUGUAUCCUUCAAAGAAAACAUGAGGCGACUGUCAAAAAUCCACCAUGAUAGACCCAUUAAUCCUCUGGACGAGGCGGUUUUCUGGAUCGAAUACACAGUGAGAAACAAAGGAGCAAAGCAGCUGAGGGCCCAGGCCCAUGAGCUCACUUGGUUCCAGUAUCACAGCCUGGAUGUUCUAACAUUCCUCCUCUCUGUGGUUCUGCUCCUCGUCUUCAUAUUCAUUGGGAGCUGCAGCUUGUGUUUUCAAGGAUGCAGCAAAAAGACAAAGAAAAAGGCUGAGUAA
Molecule: messenger RNA, 1578 nt
Organism: Cyprinodon variegatus (sheepshead minnow)
Lineage: Eukaryota; Metazoa; Chordata; Actinopteri; Cyprinodontiformes; Cyprinodontidae
Product: UDP-glucuronosyltransferase 2A2-like
Exons: 6
Coding region: 1-1578 (525 amino acids)
Molecular function (GO): UDP-glycosyltransferase activity
Source: RefSeq, a predicted model, not a curated record